UCUUCGUCUUCUUCUUCUACUGCCAGAUCCUCUGUAAUUCCCCUGUUUCUGAAGAAACCCUCAAAUCCCAGAAGCUUCAAACAUCGAUCAGUGUUCAAUUGGCGGUGGUGGAUGGCAAAAACCAACAAAUACACCUCCAUCAAUUUCAAUCACAUCUACGACAAGAAUCUCUCCUCCAAUUCCAAAACUGGCACUAAUCCCUCCAAGAACCCCUCUUCUUCUUCUUCUUUAGCUAGCAAGUCCCAUGGCCGCAUGCUCGUCCUGACCCGUCCUACCCCCAAACCCAUCACCUUGCCUCCGGUUCUUCCCCCCCAGCCGCAAUCUCGACCCUCAUCUGCCGAUCAUCGUGAGCUUCCGGAUCGACCCCGUUCGCAAUCUGGUUCUGGUUCUGAUUCCAUCUCUCUUCGCCCUCUCGGGCGGACUGGUACAGGCGCGAUCGCUCCGUCUCCGAUUCCGAGCUUGGAGAAGGAGAAGGAGAUUCCUCCUCCUCCGGCGGUGGCGUUGCAUAAACCGGAGAAAUUUGUGCCGCCACAUCUUAGGGCGGGUUUCGUUGGGAAGGAGGAGAGACCUGUGAACGUUGGGAUCCGACCUAGAGAGGUGAAUCAGAGGCAGUAUGGGAAUUACGGGUCUCCAAAUCGGUAUGCUGAAGAUGGGAGGCCGAAAUCCGGUGGUGGGUAUGAAAGGAUGAGAGGGGCGGGUGAGGCACGUCUGGGGACGGUGGUGAAUCGGCCACGUUCCAGUGGGAAUCGCCCGAGUUCUAGCUGAUGAUUCAUUCUGAAGUUGGGUACUUUUCCAAGGAUGAAGAUGUAUUAGAUUUGAAGCAGAAGCACUGCUACUGAUGAGCACCCAUACAUCUUGUAUCCUUUUGGAAUUUAAAGUUCAGAUUGCCAUACCCCAACAAACUGAAGUUUCUCAGCAUCCAAUCCCUUUAUUGAUUGGUAGUUUGGCUUCACCCUCCUCUUCUGCAUUUUCGUAAGGGGCGAAAGGUCGUUUCAGAAUGCAGAACUGACCAGUGUUACGUGUUGUCGUUGUCGUUGACUGCUUUUAGAGACUUAGCGUCGUCUUGUCCCGUGUUGUUCCUUUUUCAUCUCUCAGUUUGUAAAAUGAAAGAUUCUUAUUGUGUAAGGAUGUUAGGGUUGUUUCAGUUUGUUAUGGUCUUAUCAGUAUAUUUCAUUGUUGAAUCCUCUCUGGGGAAGGUGAAUGAAAUGGUCAUUCUAAUGCAAUAUAAUGUGCUGACCAUAAUAUAUGUUCAGUUACUUAUAUAAUA
Molecule: messenger RNA, 1267 nt
Organism: Cucurbita pepo subsp. pepo (vegetable marrow)
Lineage: Eukaryota; Viridiplantae; Streptophyta; Magnoliopsida; Cucurbitales; Cucurbitaceae
Source: RefSeq, a predicted model, not a curated record